ACAACUGGCAAUCGUUCUCCACUUCCAUCGAGUAGCGCGUAUUUGUCCUGCACCAAUUUUGAUUCUACUCUGUAUUCCUAUCGGUACUCUUCGAUCAAUUAAUAUCGCCUCGCUGCCGUUUUUAAUAAAAUACGAGUAUUGUGUUAUCGAAAAGCAACAUUUUAGUAAGCAAACAGCAUUCGCGUUUUUGUAUUACCAGCUGGGAUCCGAUAUGAAACCACAACGUGCCCGUUUCCUAAUUGCGGCUGUCGUGGUUUUGAUGGCAUCGAUGUACGGCGCAUGUUCACGUGUAACCGAUCAGCUGCCCACUUGUGGAAAGUUGAAUGCAUCAGUUCCAGCCUCCAUAAAAAUGGAAAGAAUGGCGGCGUGUGGGCAAUUAUUGAGUUCCCGCGUUGACCGCUUGACCCGAGAAAUGAAGCAUCUGCGCCAAAUCCUGAAACUCAAUGGUUCCACAAGCCGUAACCUCAUUCUUAAUCUCAACUUUAACCCUACUCCUUCUCCACAACGCUCCGUUGUCUUGGACACCUCCACAUUACCCACCCGCACCCAAGGUUGGUGGAUGGAACCCUGGUUCAAACCCUUCGCUGGCCGCAUGCUGACGCUAGUCAGGGAAUACUCAAUACCCUUCGUGUUUACACUGUUCAUGGGUUUGAUUUGCCUGGCCAUCGGUCUCCUGCCACUUGGAGCCUGCUUCCUGGACGCCAUGGACGAACGUGAGGGCAGCGAGAAGGUCAAGCUAGUGGUAAAAAUAUUAGCUGCAGUAGCGCUGGCGACACUAGUCGUUAACGGACUGAUCCAACUUGUUUAUAUUGUCAUAAUGCUGGCAUAAUGUAAAAUGGUUUGAUGGUACAUUUGAUUGAUUGCUGGUAUUUGAAUAAUACUGAAGCGGAAACAUUGGUUUUCUAUCUUGUGAAUGUUUUUCUAACCAGCUUGUCACGAGCGUCGGUUA
Messenger RNA from Paramacrobiotus metropolitanus, 949 nucleotides. RefSeq lists its product as uncharacterized. The record is from RefSeq and is a predicted model, not a curated record. Lineage: Eukaryota; Metazoa; Tardigrada; Eutardigrada; Parachela; Macrobiotidae. The coding region runs from base 212 to 829 and encodes 205 amino acids. The transcript is spliced from 2 exons.